Molecule: messenger RNA, 1158 nt
Organism: Aureobasidium vineae
Lineage: Eukaryota; Fungi; Ascomycota; Dothideomycetes; Dothideales; Saccotheciaceae
Source: the annotation of a GenBank genome assembly
AUGGGCUUUUCCGACUUCGACUGGCCACAAGACUCGCAACUCUUCCCUAAGCACGAGACCGUCACUCAAUACCUCGAAGACUACGCUGCCGAUAUCAAGCACCUCAUCCACUUCAACACCCAAGUCCUGGACAUCAACUUGGCUGGUACCAAACAAGAUGGACAAGACAUAUGGUCUGUCAAGACGCAAAAAGUACAACAUAAUACCCAGGAGGCUGCCGUUGAAACGAGAUACGAUGCGAUCGUUGUCGCCAAUGGUCACUUUGCCGUGCCUUUCAUCCCUCAGAUCAAAGGCAUGAAAGAGUGGGCAGAGCAUUACCCGAAUGCCAUCUCGCACUCCAUGUACUAUAAGAAGCCUGAGGACUACAAAGAUCUCAAGACCAUUCUUGUUGGCAGCGGCGCUUCAGGUAUCGACAUUGCCAUGCAGCUAAUGCAAGCAUGCAAACUGCCCCUCAUACAAUCCCAAAAGUCAAGAGGAUUCCUGCUAUCCGACCCAACGCCGAAAAAGCAAGAACGAGAAGAGAUCGUCGAGUUCAUCAUUCAAGACAGAGCUGUACGCUUUGCGGAUGGUACUGUUGAGAAGGACAUCGACUGCAUCCUCUUCUGCACCGGCUACUUUUAUUCCUACCCUUUCCUCAACAAUUUAGACCCACCGCUCGUCACCAGCGGCACCCAUGUCGAGAACUUGUAUCAACACUUGAUAUAUCGUCCACACCCUACCCUCUGUUUCCCUACUCUACAACAACGCGUCAUCCCCUUCCCCAUGGCAGAAUCACAAAGCGCAGUCAUUGCCCGUCUCUGGAACAACCGUAUCUCCCUCCCCUCAAUCUCCGACAUGAAAACCUGGGAAGACAACCUCUUGAAUGAAACAAACGGUGGUGGGAGAGACUUCCACCUACUCCUGUUUCCCAAAGAUGCAAAUUACAUUAAUGCCAUGUAUGACUGGUCCAUGUCGGCGUCUGAUGCAGAGACUACGGGCAAGCGACCACCGACAUGGGGCGAAAAGCAAUAUUGGAUGCGAGAAAAGUUUCCAGAGAUCAAAAAGGCUUUUCAGGAUAGAGGUGAGGGUAGACAUCAAGUGAGGACGUUGGAAGAGCUGGGCUUUGACUUUGAGAAAGUGAAGAAAGAGGCACGCGUUGAGCAGAAGAGUUUGCUGUAA